Molecule: messenger RNA, 1148 nt
Organism: Solenopsis invicta (red fire ant)
Lineage: Eukaryota; Metazoa; Arthropoda; Insecta; Hymenoptera; Formicidae
Product: mpv17-like protein 2
Exons: 3
Coding region: 152-829 (225 amino acids)
Biological process (GO): mitochondrial ribosome assembly
Cellular component (GO): cytoplasm; membrane
Source: RefSeq, a predicted model, not a curated record
AGUGAGAGAGAAGGGAGGGGGAGUUGGGUUAGAGAUAGACGAAGACGAACAAAUCUGCACUUGAAUUGAUUAUCAUUGAUUAAUAAGCUCGGGUAUUCCACGUGUUUUAACUAACCUUACUAUCGAUAUUUUCUCAAAGAAAAGUGAUGUUAUGGAUUAUGUAUUUUAUAUACACAAUAAAGUUAAUAGCAAGAUUAUUUUAAAGAAACAAUAUCAUUUACUUUGGGUUUUAUCAAUGGGUUACAAAGCAAUGAACAUUACGAGAGGAAUUGGAUUAAUCUUUAGUAGGAUAAAUCACCUAAGAGAACGCUUGUUCGCACCUAAAAAUUUAUUGUACACAAAUAUUGGAAUAUCGAUUUCUCUUUCUGGCAUAGGAGAUGUUUUAGAGCAACAUUAUGAGAUAUUGAAGAAUGAAUGGGACAGAUGGUGUUUUACUAGAACAAGAAAUAUGUGUGUAUCUGGCAUGUCUAUUGGGAUAGUUUGUCAUUACUGGUAUAAUUUUUUGGAUGCUAGAAUGACUGGACGCACUUUUGGUAUAGUUUUAAAGAAAGUUAUUAUAGAUCAAUUGAUUUGCUCACCUCUUUGUAUAAGUACAUUUUUCUUAACCCUGGCCUUAUUGGAGAAUAGCAGUUUGUCAGAAUUUAAGAAUGAAAUUAGAAAGAAGGCGCACAAAUUAUAUGUAGCUGAAUGGAUUAUAUGGCCUCCAGCACAAGUUAUUAACUUUUAUUUCCUUCCCACGCGAUACAGAGUGUUUUACGAUAGUAUGAUAUCUCUCGGUUAUGACGUGUACACUAGUCACGUGAAAUACAAUGUUCAAACAGAUAGAUGAUAUUAUUUUAACUAGUAUUUAAAUAUUUUGCAAAGUUACACAUUAAAUGACAAAAUUAAAAUAGAACUUAAUUGUCAAUUCGCUGAAAAUUUCUUACUAUCUAUACUACAUAUUUUAAUAAUUAUAUUUAUGUGUGUGUGUGUGUGUGUGUGUGUGUGUGUGCGCGCGCGCGCGCGCGAGUAUAUAUGUAUAUAUAUGUGUGUGUAUGUAUAUAAAAUUGUAAAUGUGAAUUAAGAUACAAAAUAUACAAAUAAAUAAAUGACGAUUGUUUUUAGCUCGAUUUUCGAAUCAAACUGAAAAUAAUUCUAAAAAAAUGUUA